CCAUUAAACUCUACAAAUUCUAACUUUAUGUAAUUUGAGAAACGAGAUUUAAACUUGGAUCCAAACAUGCUAUUGAAAAUUGAGUUUUUUGAUUGGGGAGUAGUUGAGAGAUCAGAGUCACAUAAUUUAGAUUAUAAAACAUACAAGUUAAAUCAAGCCUUUUUUAUUGUUAAAUUUGGUCGAUGGUUUUUGUCAGAUUGCAGAGUUAAUAAAAUUAUACUGAAAUGAAACGCAUGGCUGAUUUGUUAAUCCAAGACAAUUAUUGCUGUCAACUGCUUUUGAUUUCGAUGUUAUUUUAAUGGCAAAAUCUUGAUCUUGGUAUAUUUUGCAUGCAAUAUUAAUUUAGGAGUAAGAACAGUCAGUGUGUAAUAACAAAAAAGAAUAUGCAUAUUUUAACUUGACUUCAACUACACUCCCUCCCAAAUUCAACGAUCUGUUUAUUGUUCAGGUCAAACCAAACCAAAUCUUCCAUCUCAUCAGAUCCAUGUCCUCUAAAUCCACAACCACCAUGACAACACAAAAUCAAAACACAAACUCAAACCCAGCAAUGUCAACAGCUCAAGAAGAAGAUCAUUCACCUAACCCAACAAAGAAAACAAAGAACAACACCAACAAACUCAUAUUCUCAUCAAUCAUAACAGAACCAAUAGAAUGGCUAUCAAUGCUGACAUAUCAACUAAACCCAAGUUUCAUAGCAGGAAUAUUCCUAGUAUACGGUAUAGGACAAGGCUUCUCAGGUUCAUUCUUCAAACUUGUCUCAGACUAUUACUGGAAAGACGUUCAAAAAAUUCAACCUUCAACAGUUCAACUAUACGUUGGAAUCUAUUUCAUCCCAUGGAUUCUCAAACCCAUUUGGGGUAUUUGCACAGACGCUUUCCCAUUAUUCGGGUACCAACGCCGGCCUUAUUUUAUUGUCGCCGGCGUCAUUGGAACUGUUUCCGCCUCGGUGGUUGCGGUCCAAGGCGGACUGGGUGCGGCGGCGGCGUUGGUGUGUUUCGUUGGUGUGUCGGCGAGUCUUGCAAUUGCUGAUGUGACUAUUGAUGCUUGUAUUGCAAGGAAUAGUAUUGAGGUUCCUUGUUUGGCUCCUGAUUUGCAGAGUUUGUGUGGGUUUUGUUCUGCUUCUGGUGCUCUUCUUGGUUAUCUUGUUAGUGGGUUCUUUGUUCAUCAUCUUGGUCCUCAGGGGUCACUUGGUCUUAUGGCAAUUUUUCCUGCUUUGACAAUUGUGCUGGGUUUUGUGAUUUAUGAAAACAGAACCAGUGACUUGCAUAAUGAAAAGAAGCAGGGAGCAGUAGAAAAUGUAGGAAUGACAAUUAGAAGCAUGUACAAAACCAUAAUGUAUCCACAAGCAUGGAAGCCUUCUCUUUACAUGUUCCUUUCGCUUGCUCUUAAUCUCACAACUCAUGAAGGCCACUUUUACUGGUAUACUGAUUCAAAAGCCGGUCCUGCUUUCUCUCAGGAGUUUGUUGGUGUGAUCUAUGCAAUUGGUGCAGUGGCUUCAAUAAUAGGAGUUCUAAUUUACCACAAGUAUCUAAAACAAUACACAUUUAGAAACCUAGUAUUCUAUGCACAACUCCUUUAUGCCAUAUCAGGUGUAUUAGACUUAAUCUUCAUUCUACGUUGGAAUUUGAUCAUAGGAAUACCUGACUACUUCUUUGUUGUCAUUGAAGAAACAACUGUAAGAAUCACAGGCAAAUUAAGGUGGAUGCCAAUGAUGGUACUAAGCACAAAACUAUGUCCAUUAGGAAUUGAAGGAACAUUUUUUGCAUUGUUAAUGUGCAUUGAUAGCAUUGGUGCACUUAUAUCCAAAUGGGGUGGAGGAUUGUUACUUAGUGUAUUUCAUGUUACUAGAACUGAUUUUAAUAACCUAUGGUUGGCUGUUCUUAUUAGAGACAUGCUUAGAUUUGUUACACUUGUUUUGGUUUUUCUUGUACCUAAUGUAGGGCCUUAUGAGGAAUUGAUUCCUUCUGAGGUUUGUGAAAUUAAUAAGAGUGAUGGUAAUGUUGAUGAAGAAACCUUGGAGCUUGUACCUGUCCAAGCCAAAACAGAAGUUUAGAGAUUUUUUUGUAUAGUAUAUACUAACCCUUUAUUUUUGAAGAAUACUUGAUGUACAAGCUUUUUAUCAAUUAAUUUUGAUCUUUUGUAGUUA
This is a messenger RNA of Cicer arietinum (chickpea), 2146 nucleotides long. Its product is annotated as probable folate-biopterin transporter 6. Gene Ontology annotation, cellular component: membrane. The record is from RefSeq and is a predicted model, not a curated record. NCBI's taxonomy places the organism in Eukaryota, Viridiplantae, Streptophyta, Magnoliopsida, Fabales, Fabaceae.